Molecule: messenger RNA, 1755 nt
Organism: Telopea speciosissima
Lineage: Eukaryota; Viridiplantae; Streptophyta; Magnoliopsida; Proteales; Proteaceae
Product: laccase-7-like
Exons: 6
Coding region: 1-1698 (565 amino acids)
Biological process (GO): lignin catabolic process
Cellular component (GO): apoplast
Molecular function (GO): copper ion binding; hydroquinone:oxygen oxidoreductase activity
Source: RefSeq, a predicted model, not a curated record
AUGUUACGUCCAUUUUUCUUGGUGGCUUGUGCUUUUGCUCUGCUCGCUUCUGUGGGUUCUGCAGCCUUAGUUGAACACACAUUCCAUGUGGGAAACUUGACAGUCCGGCGACUGUGCCAGGAGCAAACAAUAGUUGCAGUGAACGGGAGCUUGCCUGGCCCAACUAUUCGGGUUACUGAAGGUGACACACUCGUCGUUCAUGUCGUUAACAAGUCACCCUACAAUCUCACCAUUCACUGGCAUGGUGUGUUCCAACUACUCAGUGGAUGGGCUGAUGGGCCUGGAUAUGUGACCCAAUGCCCAAUGCUUCCUGGAACGAGCUACACUUACAAAUUCACCAUCACUGGCCAAGAAGGAACACUUUGGUGGCAUGCUCAUUCAUCUUGGCUCCGAGCAACCGUUUACGGGGUACUCAUUAUACACCCACGCCGUGGCCGUUCCUACCCGUUUAUCAAACCCCAGAAGGAGUUCCCAAUCAUUUUAGGGGAAUGGUGGAAUGGAAACGUUGUUGACAUAGAGAAUGAAGCUCUCAACACGGGGGCUGCACCGAACAUUUCUGAUGCUUUCACAAUCAACGGUCAACCUGGCGAUCUCUACCCAUGUUCUAAAAACAACACCCAUAAGCUUAAGGUGAUGCCUGGGAAGACUUAUCUCCUCCGUAUAAUCAACGCGGCAUUGAAUAACCAGCUUUUCUUCAAGAUUGCCAACCACAAUUUUACCGUCGUCGGCAUUGAUGCUACCUACACUGAACCAUACUACACCGACGUCAUCGUGAUCGCCCCAGGCCAAACAACCGACGUCCUCUUCAAUGCCAACCAAUCUUCGGGGAUGUAUUACAUGGCAGCUCACUCAUACGCUAGCGCGCAAGGUGCACCGUUCGAUAACACGACCACCACCGGCAUCGUCCAAUACGAGGGAGCCACGUCAUCACUGCCCCAAAUGCCAAUCCUCCCUGCUUUCAAUGACACCCCAACGGCCCACAAGUUCUAUAGCAACCAAACGAGCCUUAAACAAGGGCCACAUUGGAUCCAAAUGCCACAACAUAUAGAUGAGCAUAUGUUUAUAACAGAGGGAUUGGGUCUCUCGCCAUGUGGAAGCAAUGCCACUUGUACGGGCCCCAAUGGGAUGCGAUUAUCUGCCAGCAUGAACAGCGCUUCAUUCCAAUUACCAUCCAAGCUGUCGAUUUUGGAGGCGUUUUUUAAUAAGGUGAGUGGGAUCUACACCGAAGAUUUUCCUAGAAAACCACCGAUGGCCUUGGACUACACCAAUUCAAGCCUUGUUAAUUCCAAUAUAACAUUGUUGUUGGCGGAGAAGGCAACACGUGUCACAAAAUUGAAGUUCAAUGCGACGGUGCAGAUAGUGUUACAGAAUACGGCUUUACUUGGGGUGGAAAACCAUCCGAUUCACUUGCAUGGUUUCAACUUCUUUGUAUUGGCUCAAGGGUUUGGGAACUACAACUCUAUCAAAGAUGCAAGAAAUUUCAAUUUGAUUAACCCACAACAGCGUAACACAAUUGCAGUUCCUGCUGGAGGUUGGGCUGUUAUCAGAUUCCAAGCCAAUAACCCAGGUGUAUGGUUUAUGCAUUGCCAUCUUGAUGUACAUCUCCCAUGGGGCUUAGCUACAGCUUUUGUUGUUGAGAACGGGCCCACAGAGUUGUCCACGCUUCCUCCUCCACCACUUGAUCUUCCACAAUGUUAGAACUUUAAAAAAAGAAAAUCUUUAUACUCAUUCUUACUAUUACUUCAUGUGAAUAAG